CCUCUUGAUUAGAGUACCUUGUACUUUUCUACCUUAAACUUUUUGGCCUUGUCCAAAAAUUACUCGAUAGACUUUUCCAAAUUAUGAGCAACCCCAAAGAGUUGAGUGGACCCAAUCCGUCGGCCUUCUACGUGCACUUAGAGGAUCCUCUGCAGGAUGAACCUCCCAGUGGACUGCACCGCAAGUUCCGUCCUCCACCGCCACUCCCCGUGGAGCAGCGGUUGGAGGCGGCGGAGGAGCGUCGCAGUUGGCUUGGCGAGCAAAAGGUAGAACAGCUGUCCGUCCGCCUGGCGCGAGUGGCGCUGAUCACCGAUCGCCACCACCGGCAAACCACUCAAAGUUGGCUGGAAGCCAAGGAUCGCAUCACUCGCGACAUGGACGAGCAUGUACGAAAGCGCACGGCCCAGAUCUCGAAACGUUUGAGGAACCUCAACGAUCACAAUCAGAAGGUGCAGGUAAUCAAGAAUGAGGCCAAGCAGGAAAAGCUCCUCAGGAAGCUGACCCAUCUCUACGAGGCCAAAAACGCCAGCACCAUUUCACAGUUUUGGGGCAAAAUUCCCAAGUUAAAUAAGAAAUAAAUAAAUUGGUAAACAGGGAAGAAAACUUCUAAUAAAAUAACAAAUUCCAGUAUAAAAAA
Drosophila eugracilis is the source of this 637-nucleotide messenger RNA. RefSeq lists its product as uncharacterized. Lineage: Eukaryota; Metazoa; Arthropoda; Insecta; Diptera; Drosophilidae. Gene Ontology annotation, biological process: regulation of microtubule polymerization or depolymerization. The transcript has a single exon. The coding region runs from base 84 to 578 and encodes 164 amino acids. The record is from RefSeq and is a predicted model, not a curated record.